UGAGUGAGGAUCUUUUUAGAGACCUUUGUCAGAUCUUUGGAGUCCCAAAUAUUGAUCUCUUUGCUUCCAGACUAAAUAAACAAGUGCCUCGUUUUUGCUCAUGGAAACCUGAUCCAGAGGCAGAACACUUUGAUGCUUUUUCAAUAUGUUGGUCUCAAUUUGAACUCAUCUAUGCCUUUCCUCCCUUUGCUCUGAUUGCUAGAUGCCUCCACAAAAUACGAGCAGAGGCAGCAAGGGGAUGGUUGAUUGCGCCAGUGUGGCCAUCCCAACCGUGGAUGGGGACUCUGCUCAGGAUGCUCGUUCAGGAACCGCGCCUCAUACCGAGAGGGAUGAACACACUGCGUCAGCCAUCCACAGGGGAGGAGCACCCCAUCCUGAAACACACCAGGCUGAUGGCAUGUCUCUUGUCCGGCAACAGCUACGAGACCGAGGCAUUUCUGCGGCAGGUACAGACAUUCUCAUGGCCUCCUGGAGAGGUUCAACUGCGAAGCAGUACCGGCCACAUAUCAACAGGUGGCUCCAGUCUUGCAAUAGAUGGCACAUCAAUCCCCUUACUCCCACUGUAACUGAUAUUGUAAACUUUCUGUCUGACACUUUCCACAGAGGUGUGGGCUAUGACUCUGUUAACACGGCGCGGGGAGCCCUAUCUUCGCUGGGGAUAGUUGUCGAUGGUUACAGAGCAGGCAAUCACCCUCUUGUCAGCAGGUUCUUUAGAAGAGUUUUCAACCUAAGGCCUUCAACACCUAGAUAUGCGGAGACUUGGGACGUCCAGCUGGUGCUCCAUCAACUACGAACUAUGGAACCAUUGUGCUCUCUUUCCCUUAAGGAACUGACGCUAAAACUUGCAAUGCUUAUGGCCCUCACACAAGCUGCCAGAGUGCAAACAUUACAUUUGUUACUGUUGGGAGACAUCCGCAUUAGACAGGAUUAUAUUUGUGUCUGGCUGGGGGGAAAUAUUAAACAAUGUAGGCCAAAAUUCAAUGUGCGGGCUGUGACCUUUAAAGCAUAUGCUAAGGACUGUAGGUUGUGUGUGUGUGAAACAUUGAAAAUGUACAUUACAAGAACUGAACAAUUAAGAAGUGGCCUGGAUAAGGAAACGGGAACCUUGCUUAUCAGCUUCAUCAAGCCACACAAACCCGUGACGAAAGACACAAUUGCAAGAUGGCUCAGAGAAGUGCUUCGUAUGUCGGGAGUAGACACUGAAAAGUACUCGGCUGGCAGUGUUCGUCCUGCUGCAGCGUCAAAAGCCAAGGCCAUGGCUGUGCCAAUCACCCACAUCAUGGCGAAGGCUGGCUGGUCUAAGGAGGCCACUUUUGCCAAGUAUUACGAUAAGGAAAUUGUUCCGGAACGCGACGUUUUUCAAGAAGCUGUUCUGCAGUAGAAUCUGAGCCUUGGUUG
Messenger RNA from Eriocheir sinensis (Chinese mitten crab), 1398 nucleotides. RefSeq lists its product as uncharacterized. Gene Ontology annotation, molecular function: DNA binding. The transcript has a single exon. Gene Ontology annotation, biological process: DNA integration; DNA recombination. Lineage: Eukaryota; Metazoa; Arthropoda; Malacostraca; Decapoda; Varunidae. The record is from RefSeq and is a predicted model, not a curated record. Bases 203 to 1381 code for a protein of 392 amino acids.